AUGAAGACCACCAACGUUCUCUAUGCGCUUCUGGCCGCGCCUGCUAUUGCUCAACCCCAUGCUGGACACGGUCACGGCCGCUUCCACAAGAAGCGCGAUCUGGUUACCGAGUAUGAAACCGAAUAUGUCACUGAGUACGUGACUGAGUACAUCGAUGAGACAACCACUGUCUUCUUCUACCCAGACGCCACCACUGAGUCUACUGAGGCUUCGUCCUCUUCCACUGGUGUUGCUGGGCAGUUCUUCGAAGGCGACACCACUACCAUCGCAGGAGUUCCUGUCGAGACUCCCACGCCAGUUGAGGUGUCCACACCUCCUGCAACAACUCUGAUUCCUGUAGUUCCUGAGACUACCACAUCCGAGGAACCUGUGUACACCCCACCGCCGGUCGAAGUCUCAACUCCCACCCCGACGCCUACAACUGAGGCUGCCGCUCCAACGACGACGUCGUCAGCUGAUACCGGUGGUGGCAACAGCAGCGGACAAACGUACAGUGGUGACAUGACUUACUACACCGUUGGCAUGGGUGCAUGUGGUGAAAAUGAUACUGGCAAGGAUGACUCGGAGAAUAUCGUAGCUCUGUCUCAUGAGCUUAUGGGCACGCAAUCGAAUGGCAACCCGUACUGUGGCCGCACAAUCACUAUCAGCUACAACGGCAAGACCACUACUGCUAUUUGCCGUGAUAAGUGUAUGGGCUGUGGCAUUGACGAGAUCGAUGUCAGCACCAAGGCGUUCUUAGAAAUCUUUGGAGACCUUGGCGUCGGCCGUCACACUGUUGACUGGUGGUUUUCUGACUAG
Messenger RNA from Phaeoacremonium minimum UCRPA7, 798 nucleotides. Its product is annotated as putative allergen asp f7 protein. The coding region runs from base 1 to 798 and encodes 265 amino acids. The transcript has a single exon. Lineage: Eukaryota; Fungi; Ascomycota; Sordariomycetes; Togniniales; Togniniaceae. The record is from RefSeq and is a predicted model, not a curated record.